GGGAAUCUUCGCUGUGCCAGCGACUAAAAGGAGAAUUAAAUAUGGGUGAUGUUGAGAAAGGCAAGAAGAUUUUUAUUAUGAAGUGUUCCCAGUGCCACACCGUUGAAAAGGGAGGCAAGCACAAGACUGGGCCAAAUCUCCAUGGUCUCUUCGGGCGGAAGACAGGUCAGGCCGCUGGAUACUCUUACACGGUUGCCAAUAAGAACAAAGGCAUCACCUGGGGAGAGGAUACACUGAUGGAGUAUUUGGAGAAUCCCAAAAAGCACAUCCCUGAAACAAAAAUGAUCUUUGUCGGCAUUAAGAAGAAGGAAGAAAGGGCAGACUUGAUAGCUUUUCUCAAAAAAGCUACUAAUGAGUAAUAAUUGGCCACUGCCUUGUUUAUUACAAAACAGAAAUGUCUCAUGACUUUUGUAUGCGUACCAUCCUUUAAUAGAUCUCAUACACCAGAAUUCAGAUCAUGAAUGACUGACAGAAUAUUUUUUUGAGCAGUCCUGAU
This is a messenger RNA of Pan troglodytes (chimpanzee), 496 nucleotides long. Its product is annotated as cytochrome c-like. Lineage: Eukaryota; Metazoa; Chordata; Mammalia; Primates; Hominidae. The coding region runs from base 42 to 359 and encodes 105 amino acids. The record is from RefSeq and is a predicted model, not a curated record. The transcript has a single exon. Gene Ontology annotation, molecular function: heme binding; electron transfer activity.